UCAGCUCACAGGUAAUUGUUCUCAGUGUUUGAACUUCACUUUUGUUCGCAAAGUGACAGAGCGAUGUCUGGCUGCUGCGGCUGCUCACUGUGGGAACACGCCGAAAAGGCGUAUCAGUUUAUGAGCGAGAUUUUAUCAGUGAGUCAUUCUCACAAGGAUCCGGCUGACAGAACCAGGAAGCCUAGUAAAAUGGAUAUUAGUCUGCUGGAGGAGCAGUAUUUGUGUACGAAGCAGAAACAGAAAGAACAAGCGCACAUUAUUGUGUUUAAAGCAGGUGAAAAUGAAUUAAUGUCAGGAGAACAGUUCAUGAACACAGUUGCUGUCAAUAAGACCAUUAGGAAACCAAACCCCUUUAAGGAACAGAUCCCUGUUAGAGAUGUCACUCUGGAAGUGCAGAAUAAAAAUUACCUGAAUGAACGUAAUGGCUCAUGGCACGCACACCUAAACAUCCAUCGCAUGGCACAGCUGGACUGCCACUUUAAUUUGGAAAAUGGGACCUCAGAACCUGAGCACAACAUUAACAUUGAAAAUAAAAGGCUCAGAUUUUGCAGGCUCAUGAGUUAUGAAGAGCCGUCCACCGAGGCAGACAUCCUCAUAAAAGAAAAGAAACAAAGAAGCUAUUCUCUAGAAAGUACACCUGUUAAUGACUUCAACAGGAAAGCCUCAUUAAAACACACACUGCCCACAACAUGGGCACAACAUCACCUUCCUUCCUCAAAGUUAACAUCUACCACAGAUAAAGUCUUCUACUAUCCUUUCCCUCAGAAGAAAACUCCUCGCAUAUCGGAAACUGCUAGAAAACUUGGUUUAUAUGUAACACAUUAAAACAAAUAUUUGAACUGUGACACUAGACAAAGUGACCUCAGUGUCCACUUUAUUUGUUUUCUCCAGAGCAUAUUUUAUUUCCAAUUUUAAUACAUGUUGGUCAGGAUUUGACUCUUGUAUUUAAAUGCCCAGUAGAAGAUGACAUUGACGAACAGAUAAAACAUCAAUGGAACAUAGAAAAAAUGAACUGGAGAAUACUUACAUUUCAUGACCUUGUCAUUAGUCGUGGAUUAGAGGGACACUUUUAAGACAAGAUGUGUUAUAAGAUUAAUUUUUCUCAUUACGUUCUAAUAUAGUCAUUAAUGCAUGACAUUUUAGAAAUGUCCCUAAUACAAUUUUCUGGAGAGGUAUAAAAGUGUUAUAGAAAAGUGGUUCUGAGUUCUAAAAGUUGAGCAACCAACAUGAAAGUCUGUGGAAUGUUUAUUUUGUUUUCCAUUCCAUUGCUCCAUGUUUAGAACAUUGCUGCAAAUUUCUAUUUUCAAAAUUUUCUAUCAGCCUACUGUCUCAUUGGUUUUCCAUAAUUCUCUUUUAACCAUACAAAUUACAUUUUGUUUAUCACUCCCAAUUCCAUUUCCCCCUCAUCCAUCACCCUAUUUCUAUUUUGUUUCUUCUUUCACCUAAUCUCCAACUCUUUCUUUCCUGUUUACCAUUUUCCUCUUCAUUUUACUCUUUUGUAUUUUUUUUUAACUCAAACAUCAUCUCCUAUCCUACUCACUUUAUUUACCAUCAGCCUUAUCCUCUAUUCAGAUCCACCUUACCUCCUACUGCUACCAGUUCUUUGCUACUGACCCUGUUGCAUCUCAUCAACCAGUUUAUUCUGUGUUCCUCUUUCUUUCUAUCAACUUCAUAUUAAAACUUCUUCUUUUACCACCUUGCUCCUUAAACUCAAGUUGGAUCCGAGUAUAAUUACAUAAGUUAAAUUGAUAUAUAUUUUCUCACACAGACAAUGACUCUGAAUUUAGAUUGAAAGCCCUAGAAUGGUAGUAAACAUAUUUUAUUUAUAGAUUAGAAGCAUGUAUUUAAAUAUUCUAUAAAUGCUUUUUCAGAACAUCUAUGACCAGUCAUGGUUAGCCUAUACGGGUGAUGUGUCUGUCAGUUAGAGGCAGGAGAUAAUUGUUCUUGGAGAACUAGGGACAAGUUACAAAAGCCCUAUCGUAUCAUCUUCAACGUAGAGUGCUUUACCAUUGAUUAAGUAGGAGGCAGUAGACAUAAAGGCAG
This is a messenger RNA of Pelobates fuscus (common spadefoot toad), 2043 nucleotides long. RefSeq lists its product as uncharacterized. The record is from RefSeq and is a predicted model, not a curated record. The transcript is spliced from 2 exons. The coding region runs from base 64 to 825 and encodes 253 amino acids. Lineage: Eukaryota; Metazoa; Chordata; Amphibia; Anura; Pelobatidae.